This is a messenger RNA of Thlaspi arvense, 1358 nucleotides long. The record is from the annotation of a GenBank genome assembly. Lineage: Eukaryota; Viridiplantae; Streptophyta; Magnoliopsida; Brassicales; Brassicaceae.
UCCAAGGUAUGAGAAACGUGAACAAUAGCGUCGAGACGGUGAACGCCGCCGCUUCCGCCAUCGCCUCCGCCGAGUCUCGAGUACAGCCGUCGUCCGUGCAGGCAUGGAUCACCACAGUCCAAAGCUCCUCGACAAACUCAACUUCAAUAUUCCUUCCCUUUAUAGCUCCUCCUUCAUCUCCCGCAUCGUUUCUGCAAUCAGGUCCUCCAUCUGUGUCCCACACUCCUCCUGCUGGUCUACUUUCACUGACCGUUAAUACCUAUUCCCGAAACGAACCGCCUUCAGCCUUUGCUAUUGGACCUUACGCCCACGAAACUCAACCCGUAACUCCUCCGGUAGACUCUGCCUUCACCACCCGACCAUCCACUGCGCCAUUCACGCCACCGCCAGAGUCAGGUCAAAUGACUUCCACAACACCUUCUUCCCCUGAAGUGCCCUUUGCUCAGUUGCUUACAUCUUCACUGGAGCGAGCUCGGAGGAACAGUGGGGGAAUGAAUCAGAAGUUUUCCGCCGCACAUUACGAGUUUCAGUCUCAUCAAGUGUAUCCAGGAAGUCCAGGUGGUAAUCUGAUCUCUCCUGGUUCAGUGAUCUCAAACUCAGGUACUUCUUCUCCUUACCCGGGUAAAUGCUCCAUCAUUGAGUUUCGUAUCGGGGAACCUCCCAAGUUUCUUGGUUUCGAGCACUUCACAGCGCGUAAAUGGGGGUCGAGAUUCGGUUCUGGAUCCAUCACACCAGCUGGUCAAGGUUCAAGGUUGGGUUCAGGUGCUUUGACUCCUGAUGGUGGUGGAGGACUCGGGUCAAAGCUUGCUUCUGGUGCUGUGACACCAAAUGGUGCAGAGAUGGUUUCAAGAAGGGGUUCUGGAAAUCUCACGCCUCUCGAAAGCAGCCUUUUGGAUGUUCAGAUCGCUGAGGUUGCGUCUUUAGCCAAUUCGGAUCACGGGUCAUCAAGGCAUGAUGAGCCUGUCGCGGUUAGUCACAGGGUUUCUUUCGAGUUAACCGGUGAGGACGUUGCACGUUGUUUUGCAAGCAAGCUAAACCGAGCUGGUUUAGAUGAUUGUUUACAUGUAAAAGCGAAUGGCGACCACACCUAUGAGGCGGUUUCGCCAACAAACAGAUGGAGUAGCUCGGUUUCUGGUAAUAAAGCUUCGGGAGAAACAGAGAGCGAGCAGAGUCAGAAGCUAAGAUCGUAUUCGCUAGGGUCGAACAAAGAGUUCAAGUUUGAUAACACAAAGGAAGAGAUGAUAGAGAGAACAGCGGUUAGAUCAGAGUGGUGGGCGCAUGAGAAGGUCGCAGGAAAAGGUGAUAACAGUCCAGGAAACAGUUGGAGUUUCUUUCCGGUGUUACGGUCUGGAUUCAGU